AUGACGGUGCAGGAGCUUGCCAACGUCCUCGGCAAGCCCGAGGUGCCAGCCCAGUACGUGGUGCGUGGGCACCAUGACCAGCAGCUCUCCACAGCCAUCACAGCACCUAUCCCUGUCAUUGACCUCUGCCGCCUUUUCACCAAGGAAGGUGCAGCCACCGAUGAGGCAUCGAAGCUUCGAGCAGCGCUCGAGUCAUGGGGCCUCUUUCUGCUCAGUAACCAUGGUGUAGAAACUACCAUGAUGGACGGCAUGAGGGAGUUUUUCAAGCGGCCUCUUGAAGAUAAGAAUAAGUACACCAACCUAAUCGGCGGUGAGCAGUUCCAGUUUGAGGGGUACGGCAAUGACCGGGUGAGGUCGCCGGACCAGAUUCUGGACUGGUCUGACCGCCUCUACCUCAAGCAUCAAAGGCUCAUAUAUUGUUGUCUUUGCAGGGAUAUUCUGCACGAGUUCACAAAAAAAUGUGGGGGAGUGAAGGACGAUCUGCUCCGGGUAAUGGCGAAGCUGCUGCAGCUUGACGAUGAUGACUAUUUUGUGGACCAGCUUGGGGAGAAGGCUGAAACAAACGUGAGAUGCAGCUACUACCCAGAGUGUCCAAAACCAGAGCUAGUAUUUGGUCUCAAGCCUCAGUGUGAUGGAACCGUUCUUACAAUUCUCAUGGUCGAUGACAGCGUCGGUGGCCUGCAAGUUCUAAGAGAUGGGGUGUGGUGGGAUGUACCGAUCGUACCUCACACACUGCUGGUCAUUAUAGGAGAUCAGACUGAGAUAAUGAGCAACGGCUUCUUCAAAAGCCCUGUGCAUAGGGUCGUGACAAAUGCAAAGAAAGAGAGGCUAUCGGUGGCUCUAGACUAUUCUGUUGACCAUGAGAGAGAAAUCGAGCCAUCGGCUCAGCUGAUCAAUGAGAAGAGACCAGCAUUGUACAUGAAAGUGAAGGUCAAGGACUACAUUACCGGGCUGUAUGAACAUUUCUCUCAGGGAACGAUGGUUAUUGAUACACUGCAGAUAUAACUAUGUGGUAUCAUGGGCGUCAUGAAAAAUUGUGAUCAAAUUAUGACCGAUGUUUGCAUUGUGUUUUUCUAAAUGUCACGUGUAUUAUGUACUCCCUUUGUUCAACAACACAUGUCAUUUCAUGUUUUUGCAUGUUUUGCAUGCUAAUAAGAGAAUAAAGUUGUAUAUUACUCCC
Molecule: messenger RNA, 1180 nt
Organism: Hordeum vulgare subsp. vulgare (domesticated barley)
Lineage: Eukaryota; Viridiplantae; Streptophyta; Magnoliopsida; Poales; Poaceae
Product: protein SRG1-like
Exons: 4
Coding region: 1-1005 (334 amino acids)
Source: RefSeq, a predicted model, not a curated record